Doryrhamphus excisus (bluestripe pipefish) is the source of this 3867-nucleotide messenger RNA. NCBI's taxonomy places the organism in Eukaryota, Metazoa, Chordata, Actinopteri, Syngnathiformes, Syngnathidae. The record is from RefSeq and is a predicted model, not a curated record.
GGAUGAACUGGAUAGCAUCCAAAGAUCUAUUGAUCACAGCGGUAUUGCUGAGGAUGCGUGGUGUCUGCUUUGUCCAGAACAAGAGUUGGAAAGGCUACAGUGCGAAGAAGAACGUCGGAAAAAAACAGCAGUUGGUCGAAGAAGAGGCAGAAGUAAUACCUGACUUGGCAAAUGAAAACAGAACCGCUCUAAACUUACAAAAGCAAAAGUCAAUGAGUCGAAAUGAUGGCUUGGCAUUGAUCCGCUCCCUAAAUAACACUCAAAUGGACAUUUUUUUACAAAAUUAGACAGUGGUGCCUUGAUAAAGUAGGUGGGAGAAAACCCGAGCCAUUACAUUUAUUCAUCACAGGUGGUGCCGGGACAGGAAAAAGCCACCUAAUUAAAGCCAUCCAAUAUGAGGCUACCAGGUUGUUGUCAACAAUGUGUCGGCAACCGGACAAUAUUUCUGUCUGUCUAGCUGCACCAACAGGGAUUGCUGCUUACAAUUUGAAUGCCACAACAAUACACAGCACCUUGAGCAUUGGCAAGGAUACCCGUUUGCCUUACACACCACUGGGUGAGGAAACGGUGAAUUCCUUGCGUGCCAAGUUUGCGGACCUCCAAAUUUUGAUUAUUGAUGAAAUAUCGAUGGUUGAUCACAAGUUGUUGACGUACAUUCAUGGUAGACUCCGACAAAUUAAGCAAACCGGUGACUAUGCUGCAUUUGGCAACGUCAGCAUCAUCGCCGUCGGGGAUUUUUACCAGUUACCGCCAGUCAAAGGAAAGCCUCUUUAUGUCGAAGACGCCACUUUCAACUUGUGGACAAAUCUUUUCAGUGUUGUCGAACUGACAACGAUAGUCCGGCAAAAAGAUAAUCAGUUUGCAGCCUUGCUAAAUAGACUCCGCAAACAUCCAAAAGGUGCGGCGUUGUUGGAAACAGACAUAGAACUUUUGAAACAGCGCGAAACGGGUGAGGUCAGCUCCGCGUUACAUGUGUUUCCAACCAAUCAACAAGUAAACGAAUACAAUCUAAAACAGCUUUUCAGGAUCUGUCCGGAGUACACAACAAUAAAAGCUGAGGAUUUCAGCCAAAACAAAAAAUCUGGUAAAUUAGAAAGAAAAGUAGGGCACCACAGCAAGGUUUACAACACGUGUUUAGAGGAAACUCUGCACAUCGCUAAAGAUGCACGUGUAAUGCUUUGCAAAAACAUCGAUAUUGACGACGGCUUAGUUAACGGGGUUAGUGGCACUGUCUCUGAUGUUCUUUUCCAAAAGGAUGACACAUUUCCGAGUAAGAUCUAUAUAAAGUUUGAUGAUGCCAAAGUAGGUCAACAAAGGCGCGCACAAACUGCUGAGUCUGUCACGCUAAAAGACAGUACAUUUAUUCUGCCAGAGGAAGAAAAAGUAACUAAAAGCGGUGGCAUGCGUCGCCAGUUCCCUCUGAAGCUCGCUUGGGCUUGCACGGUACAUAAAGUCCAGGGUGUUACCGUGAGCAAUGUAGUUGUGUCUCUAGACAGGGUGUUUUCCGCAGGGCAGGCGUAUGUUGCAUUGAGUCGGGUCACAGCUUUAGACGGUUUGAUUAUUGAAAAGUUUAAUGCCGAAAAGAUUUACUGUAAUGAUGCCAUUAAGAAUGCUGUAGGUAGGAUGCCAGCAUUUUUGACAGAAAGUGAACCAACACAAACAAAUGUACAACCACCACAUUUCACAAUUUAUUUGAUGAAUGUCCAAAAUUUGACAAAACAUGCGUCAGAUUUGGCAGCAUGUACACAGCACCUGCAGCCUAACUGCAUCGCUGUGACAGAAACGUGGCUGCCAACACCCAGGAGUGUAACCAUUCCUGGGUACCAUUUCCAUAGCCAACCACGAUGUUUGUCUUACUCCAGCAGUAACCCUGCUUUGGUAGAAUUACAAGGGCAACAGCAUGGCGGAGUUGGCAUGUACAUUGCAGACCACCUGCACUGUAGUGUUGUCUCCGCCCCAAACUUCAACUUGGAAGUUUUACUGGUGAACUGCUCCUCACCCAGUGUGUUAAUAGCAGUUGUGUAUCGACCACCCUCCUAUCCAAUGGCGUUGUUUCAAGGUCACCUUGGCACGCUGCUGGAUUGGUUGCACCAGAAGUACGCCAGCAUUGUCGUACUGGGAGAUUUUAAUGAAAAUUUGUUAAAAUCUUCCACUAUCAGCACAUUCAUGGCUAGGAAAGGGUUCUGCCAGUCAGUCAAACAUCCUACCACAGAAAAGGGUACAUUAAUUGACCAUGUAUAUGUCAAAACAUCACACUUUGAUGUAGAAUCGGUUGUGAUGCCCACUUAUUUCAGUGAUCAUGAAGGGAUUUUGUGCUCUUUUAAACACUAAAUUUAAAACGCACACACAUACACAUUCCACUUCAGCAUUCUUCUGGCAGUCUUAUAGUGUAAGUGUAUUGUAUAGUGUAAAAUAGGUUUAGGUUCAACCAGUGGACAAUUUACAAUCCACGAGUUUACUUGCCCACGAGAACGGUGGAUUGUAUUUGUCAAUCACGGAAUAAAAGUGAAAUCACUGGUCAUAGUUAAGAUCCCAGUUUCUGUCAAACCAGUAAAUUAACAUGUACAUAAUGUAAACAUGUAAAUAUUGUAAACAUGUAAAUAUUGUAAACAUGUAAAUAUUGUAACAUCUGCAUGUAUUUUAAAUAGUGUAAAUAUGUAUAUAUGUAAAUAUGUAUAUAUGUAAAUAUGUAUAUAUGUAAAUAUGUAAAUGUGUAUAUAUGUAAAUAGUACCUGAUGAAAUGAUCCCAGUGCUGCCUCACUCACCUGUCCUCUUGUCUUGAUAGUUACCGCCUGUCUGCCUUAAAGUAAAAUACUAAAGGGAUUCAAACCUUUUUCAACAGUUAUUUUUCUAACCAAAUUGUAUUAGUCAAUCACUGGCGCAAAAUUCAACCACUGCCCAAAAUUAAGAAUCAAAGGGAUUAAAACUAAGACUUUUCUGAACACGUUGGUAUUUUUCUAACCAGUGGACAUUUUCCAAUCCGCGAGUUUACUCUUCCGAGAACGGUGGAUUGUGUUUGUCAAUCACUGGCGAAAAAUACGUUUUUUCAGACACGGUAAUGAAGACAAUGAGGGCAAUGUAAAUAUGUAAAUGAAUAUGUGAAUAUGUGAAUAUGUGAAUAUGUGAAUAUGUAAAUAUGUAAAUAUGUAAACAUGUAAACAUGUAAACAUGUAAAUAUGUAAACAUGUAAACAUGUAAACAUGUAAACAUGUAAAUAUGUAAAUAUGUGAAUGUAUAUUGUGACUAACCUCUGCUCUUGUCUUUCCAGUUGCCGGCUGUCUUCAGUUCCACGCACAUGAUCUUUAUAUUAAACAUAGUAGCAGUAGAAGUACAUGCGUAGAUUUAACAUAGUAGCAGUAGAAUAGCAUAGAAGUAAAACUAAUCCCAUAAGUGCAUCAUACCAACUAUUAUAAUAGCAAUGUAGUCGUUUGCAUGCAUGUGAGUUUUCAUCAACAGGACAAGACCCCUCUGACGGUGUGAGUGUCCUCUGACAACUGCUGCAUGUGUGAAUGCUGGCUGCUUCCAGAGGAGCACCCACCGUUGCACCUUGACAUCCACCCAUUGAUGACUGGAUAGGAUACUGGUGAUUCCGGGAACUGGUCAUCGUGGGACUGCAACUGCUGAUCUUUUCCUCCACCCAUUCUUAACCCUCUGUUCUUUCUUCACCGCUGUCUACCUACCAUCUCUCCAUGUCAUCCCUCUCAACCCAACCGGUCGAGACAGAAGGCCGCCCCAUAGAGCCUGGGUUCUGUCCAAGGUUUCUCAAAGAGUUUUUCCUUGCCUCCGUUGCCAAGUGCUUGCUCGUGUGGGGUUCAGUUGGUUCUCUUUCUAGAUAACUUCCAUAUGAUGAUUAGAAUUGGCACUAAA